This is a messenger RNA of Paracoccidioides brasiliensis Pb18, 3354 nucleotides long. Its product is annotated as AGC/PKC protein kinase. Gene Ontology annotation, biological process: fungal-type cell wall biogenesis; protein phosphorylation; signal transduction. Bases 1 to 3354 code for a protein of 1117 amino acids. The record is from RefSeq and is a predicted model, not a curated record. Gene Ontology annotation, molecular function: diacylglycerol-dependent serine/threonine kinase activity; ATP binding. The transcript has 9 exons.
AUGGACGGGGACGAUGAGCUUAUGGCCACGGUCUACCGCAAGAUCGAGCGGGAAAAGGCCCUUAUCAACGCUGCAACCAAUAUGCGGCAGUCGACAGAUAACCCCGCUGUGCAGCAAAGAGUCGAUGCAAACAUCCGCGACAGCCGUAAAAAUAUCGUCUAUCUAGAGGAGAAGAUGCGGGAACUUCAGCUUCGCAAAAUGGGUCGGGAUGAUGGCCAGUCACCUUCCGAACAGCCUGGUUCUCCAACGAGUCCCCGAGGCGGUCCCCGUGGGUACAUCGGUGGACCCCCACUUCCACCAAAGGAUGAUACUGGUCGCUAUAUCCUAAAUGAUAGAGUUGACUAUGGGAGCGUUGGUCCGGGCGGGUAUAACCUGGGUGGAACUGGAGCCAUGUCUUCCCGUGUGCCAUAUGGUGACUCCAGACCUGAUGAUACUGUGCCAAAAGCACGACCAAAUUUUAGCAAAUUAGGCAAUUAUAUUUUCUGGGAUACAGAUUUGAUUAAAUACGAUACCCCAUAUCUUGGCCCCAAGAUCCAACUUAUGUUAUCGCAAUUAGAGUUCAAGCUAAGUGUUGAGAAACAGUACAAAGAUGGAAUUGAGAAGAUGGUACGAUUAUACCAAGACGAGGGAGAUCGAAAGAGCAAGGCGGAUGCAGAGGGACGACGGAUUGAGAGCAUUCAGAAAAUCAGGCUUCUGAAGCAGGCCCUGAAACGAUACGAGGAUCUCCACAUUGAUAUUGCGUCCUCUACUGAUCAUCCUGACGACGAGAGUUUGAAUUCACCAAAUAUUAGAAAACCGCUCACUGGUAAUUUAACAAUGCGUAUCCACGCGGUGAAAGAUGUCGAUCAUGCUGCAAGCUCUCGAUUUUCACGCGGUCCCGAAACAUUCGUUAUUAUGAAAGUGGAAGAUGCCAUAAAGGCAAAAACUAGAGCAACCCGCACUGAUAGAUGGACAGAAGAGACUUUCAGCGUGGAUAUUGACAAGGCGAACGAGAUAGAGCUAACUGUUUAUGACAAAUCUGGAGAUCGACCAACCCCAAUUGGAAUGCUUUGGAUUCGGAUAUCUGACAUCUCGGAAGAGAUGCGCCGGAAAAAGAUCGAGUCAGAAUUUAAUGCUUCUGGUUGGGUUUCCGCUGAUAAAAUGGAACAUGGUGGUAGUAGUGCUAUCAGACCAGAUGGUCACUUCCAUAGCACAAAUUCACAGACGUUUGCUGUUGGACAAAAAGGAGGAGAACCCAAUACUCAGAUGAAUCCCAAUGCAACAGUUAUGAUUGACUCGUGGUUUGCACUGGAGCCAGUCGGUAGAAUACACCUUACAAUGAGCUUUGCAAAGCAAUUGAAAGAUCGUCGGCCAUUUGAUAUCGGUCUCAAUCGGCAAGGUGCUGUUCGUCAGAAGAAGGAAGAGGUACAUGAGAAGCAGGGACAUAAGUUCAUCACACAGCAGUUCUACAACAUUAUGCGCUGCGCUCUCUGUGGAGAUUUCUUGAAGUAUGCCGCCGCAAAGCGAAUUACGAAACGGAUCCAGAUGAAGAAAAAAUCAACCACCGUAUUCCCCACCGCUUCGAGGGUUAUUCGAAUAUCUCUGCCAGCUGGUGUUGCCACUGUGGCUAUCUGUUACCAUUUGGCCGCAAGAAUGCCAAAAAGUGCUCAGUGUGCGCAUCUUGUACCUGACUUCUGCGGCAUGUCAAUGGAAGUUGCGAACCAAAUUUUGGAGACCCUCAUUAGGACCAAGAAUCAUAAUAAAUCCGUCUCAGCGGGAGGGACCGGAAUGAGUUCCCGCUCGUUACGUCCUGGUAGUCGCCCGCAACAAGGAAGUGAAGGUGGCCAGAAGCCACAGGAUGCUGCAUAUGGACAACCACCAAAACCAGUUUCUGCGGAUGCGGUCAGCGCAGCCCAUAGCUCAUAUUCCCCUCAGACCCCUGUUGGACAGCCCAGACAGGGUCAACCUCACACCUCUACUUCGAACGCGGCAGCAGCAGCAGCCGCUGCUGUAGCAGGAAUGCGUCCAUCUUCACAACAGGGCUCAUCAUCUUACGACAGAGCCCCAGAUUAUACCAGUGGAAGAUCAGGGGAGCGUCAUGGAAUGGAUCCUCGUAACGAUGUCGAGGCUGGCCGACAAACCCACCAGCAGCCGCUGCAACAUGCCCAUUACGACCCUAGUGCUUAUGCAAGUGUAAGCACGUACAGCCAGCAGCCACAACUACCGCCGUUACAGAUUGCGCAACAAUCUACUCCCUAUGGCCUAGCUCAACACACCCCAAUAUCAAACCAGAACUCUAUGGCAGGGCUUCCAAUGAAGGAAUCCCACUCAGGACCAGUUGUUACCCAGCAGCCACAACCUCAGCAACCGAAGCCGAAGGUUGGCCUGGAUCACUUCAACUUCCUUGCUGUUCUUGGAAAGGGAAACUUUGGCAAGGUUAUGCUUGCUGAGACGAAGGCUUCCAAGAAGCUGUAUGCCAUCAAGGUUUUGAAGAAGGAAUUUAUCAUUGAACAUGAUGAAGUGGAGAGCACUAAGUCAGAAAAACGGGUGUUUCUGAUUGCUAACAAAGAACGACAUCCUUUCUUGCUCAAUCUCCAUGCCUGCUUCCAGACAGAGACUCGUGUGUACUUCGUCAUGGAGUAUAUUUCUGGUGGUGAUCUCAUGCUUCAUAUCCAACGUGGCCAAUUUGGCUUGAAGCGGGCACAGUUCUAUGCCGCUGAAGUCUGCUUGGCUCUGAAAUAUUUCCAUGAGAACGGUGUGAUCUAUCGUGAUCUGAAACUCGAUAAUAUUCUCCUGGCGCUUGAUGGUCACAUCAAGAUUGCAGAUUACGGCUUGUGUAAAGAGGAAAUGUGGUACGGUUGUACCACUAGUACAUUCUGUGGUACCCCUGAAUUUAUGGCUCCAGAAAUCCUCUUGGAUAAAAAAUAUGGCCGCGCAGUUGACUGGUGGGCAUUUGGGGUUCUCAUAUACCAGAUGCUUCUCCAACAAUCCCCGUUCCGUGGUGAAGACGAGGACGAAAUCUACGAUGCGAUUUUGGCAGAUGAGCCGCUAUAUCCCAUUCACAUGCCGCGCGACUCAGUGUCGAUUUUGCAAAAGCUAUUGACUCGGGAGCCGGAGAUGAGACUUGGAUCAGGCCCAACCGACGCUCAGGAGAUCAUGUCUCAUGCUUUCUUCCGGAAUGUUAACUGGGAUGAUAUAUACCAUAAGCGCGUACCCCCGCCAUUCUGCCCGACCAUCUCUAGUCCUACGGACACGAAUAACUUCGACCAAGAAUUUACGAGCGUAACACCAGUGUUAACACCUGUGCAAUCCGUCCUCUCACAAGCGAUGCAGGAGGAAUUCCGCGGUUUUUCAUAUUUCGCUGAUUUCGUAUGA